Synchiropus splendidus (mandarinfish) is the source of this 4168-nucleotide messenger RNA. RefSeq names its product BOC cell adhesion associated, oncogene regulated (gene boc). Gene Ontology annotation, biological process: axon guidance; nervous system development; cell-cell adhesion. The transcript is spliced from 18 exons. Lineage: Eukaryota; Metazoa; Chordata; Actinopteri; Syngnathiformes; Callionymidae. Gene Ontology annotation, molecular function: protein binding. Gene Ontology annotation, cellular component: axon; plasma membrane. The coding region runs from base 250 to 3372 and encodes 1040 amino acids. The record is from RefSeq and is a predicted model, not a curated record.
AAGGGAGAAUUGUUUGAGAGCUCAGUCAUCCAAAAACGGCCUUUCAAUGCGAGAAGUUGGGGAGCCGAAGAAAAUGUCGGUGGCAUCGCAGUAAAUUAAAGCAGCGACGCUUUUUUAGAGGGAACAGAGAAGUUAAACUUUUUGUUUUUAAGGACUUAAAACUCAGAAGAGACGCGGAGUGAAGGACGGCUGUUGGAGGUCGAGGUCUGAGCACCAAAUACUGCAGUUUUAGGUUGUCGUGUAUGGAAGAUGUCUGGAAAGCGAGACUGGACUCCGUGGAUGAAAAAGAAAAGUGUUCCAGUAUUGUGCGCUCUGGGUGCAGUACUCCUGUGCUGUCUGCAGGGCGGCACCGCCCUCUCUGACGACGUUCCAGUGUUCUCGGAGGAGCCGGCCUCCGUGGUCCAGAAGCUGGGAGGAAGCGUGAGUCUGCGCUGCAGUGCUCGACCCGCCUCCGCAAACAUCAGCUGGCGUCUCAACGGCCAGCAGGUGGACGAUGGAGACUUCGGAAUCGUACUGCGGCCCAAGAGCCUGUUUAUCCCGACGCUAACCAACCUGACGCUGGGCCGAUACCAGUGUGUGGUCAGCACCGGUGCUGGAGCCCUGGCCAGCGUUCCUGCUAAUGUCACAGCUGCCAAACUGCGGGACUUCGAGCACGAUGACCAGCAGGAAAUUGAGGUCGAUGAAGGCAACACAGCUGUUAUUGAAUGUCACCUCCCGGAAAGUCAACCCAAGGCCCAGGUCCGCUACAGCGUCAAGCAGGAAUGGCUGGAGACGUCCAAAGGUAACUACCUCAUCAUGCCGUCAGGGAACCUGCAGAUUGCAAACGCCACUCAGGAGGACGAGGGUCCGUACAAGUGUGCCGCCUACAACCCUGUCACGCAGGAGGUCAAAACUUCCACUGCUGCCGACCGCCUGCGAAUACGCCGUUCCACAUCGGAGGCAGCUCGAAUCAUCUACCCGCCGGCGUCCCGCUCCAUCAUGGUGACCAAAGGUCAGCGGCUGGUGCUGGAGUGCGUGGCCAGCGGGAUCCCCACGCCUCACGUCACCUGGGCCAAGGACGGACAGGACAUCCGCUUCCACAACAACACGCGCUUCCUGCUCAGCAACCUGCUGAUCGACGCCGUGGCCGAGGGCGACUCAGGCACCUAUGUGUGCCGGGCCGACAACGGCAUGGGCUCUGCCAGCUCCGCCACCGUUCUGUACGACGUGCAAGUGUUUGAGCCCCCUCUAGUGACGGUGGAGCUGCAGCAGCAGGAAGUGGUGUACGGUGAGACGGUGCGCUUCUCCUGCCAGGCCCGUGGUAAACCCACCCCGUCUGUCAUGUGGCUGCACAACGCUCAGCCUCUCUCCCCGUCGCCUCGCCAUCGCGUGACCUCACGUGUGCUCCGGGUCUUCAACGUGGGCCCUCAGGACGAGGGUCUGUACCAGUGCAUGGCGGAGAACGGUGUGGGGAGCUCGCAGGCGUCCACUCGCCUCAUUGCCAUUUCAACUGGGACCUCCCCUCGUGGGAAGCUGCCCUCCAUGUAUCGACCUCUCAGCCCGGACAAGGUUCUGAAAGAGCAGCCUCCUGUGAGGCCUGGUGUCAUCGGUGCCAUGUUGCCUCUGGACUGCUCCUCACUGCCUGGGCAAAUCCUGCCAGCAGAGGCACCGGUCAUCCUCAGCCAGCCACGCACAGGCAAGGCCGACUACUACGAGCUGACGUGGCGACCCAAACACGAGCGAGGCGCCCCAGUUCUGGAGUACAUGGUGAAAUACAGAAAGGUGGGCGACCCUCUGGGUGAAUGGACUUCCAGCAGCAUCUCAGGCUCCCUCCACAAGCUCACACUGGCCAAACUGCAGCCUGACAGCCUGUAUGAGGUGGAGAUGGUGGCCAAGAACUGCGCCGGCCUGGGACAGCCUGCCAUGGUGACUUUCAGAACCGGCAAAGGGCGUAAAGGUAGUCCAGUUGAUCCGCCCAAAACCCCAGCAGUCCCAUCACCCAGCCUUUCUCCUCCCGAGGCGCCGGACAAGCCCACCGUCUCCACGGCGACGGAAACCUCUGCGUACGUGACCUGGAUCCCGCGCGGUAACCGUGGCUUUCCGAUCCAGUCAUUCCGGGUGGAGUACAAGAAGGUGAAGAAGGCGGGCGAGGACUGGGUGACGGCUGUGGAGAACAUCCACCCGUCACGUCUGUCGGUGGAGAUCACCGGCCUUGAGAAAGGAACCUCCUACAAGUUCAGGGUCGUGGCGGUCAAUGUGAUCGGAUCCAGUCCCCCCAGUGCGCCCUCCAAAGCCUACACGGUGGUGGGAGGCAGAACCCACGAGCGCCCGGUGGAUGGCCCUUACAUCACCUACAACGAAGCCAUCAAUGAGACCACCAUCAUCCUCAAGUGGACAUACACGCCGGUCAACAACACGCCCAUCUACGGCUUCUACAUCUACUACCGACCCACCGACAGUGACAACGACAGCGACUACAAAAAGGAUGUGGUGGACGGCGACCGCUACUGGCACUCCAUCACCGACCUGCAGCCGGAAACCGCUUACGACAUCAAGAUGCAGAGCUUCAACGAGAAAGGAGAGAGCGAGUUUGGAAACGUGGUCAUCCUGGAAACGAAAGCUCGUCCAGUCCACCAGCGGCCAGGACCGACACCCAUGCCAGAGGAUUUGAGCGGACAGUCCGGCGGUCUGAUCACUCGACCGGGCGACCUGCCGUACCUCAUCGUCUGCCUGGUCCUGGGAGGGUUUGUCUCCAUCAUUGUGGCCUUCAUCCCCUUCUGCCUGUGGAGAUCCUGGGCCAAGCAGAAGCAAACGUCAGACAUGCCUUUCCCGGCCGUGGCUGCUCCGAUGUCAUCCUGUCAGUACACCAUGGUCCCCCUUCAAGGGCGGCCGCUCCCCGGCCCCUGCCCUCUGGACCUGACGCCUCCGCAUGAAGCCUCCCUGGUUACCGGGGAGCACAAACCACUUGACUGCUCCACCUGCCGGCUGGUGCUGCAGCAGCGGGACUGUGACAUGGAGUGUGACGCGUUGCUGCCUCAGACUGUGGCCAACGGACAUCUGCCUGUUUUCCACUGCACCCCCAGCCCUGAGCGUCACCUUCAGACCUGUUGCUCUCCUGGAGACGAUUCCUCCCUCCAGCUCCUGGACUCUUUCCACCAACUGCCCCGUCCUCAGGAGCUCAGAGGGGAUUGCAGCUUCAGUGGAGGGAGCAAGCCGCUGGAUGUCCCGACAAGAUCAUGUUCUCUCCUGUCGAUAGAGGAUGAAGGGAUUUUCACCACCUCAUCGUCUGCAGCAACAACACCACAGUCCCAAGACACGAUACAGGAAGUGACCGUGCUCCCCAGUAUAGCGUCCAUGGAGGACAAAAGGACGGUUAACACAGCAGAUGCAUAGAACUGUCUUUUUUUUUGUUUGUUUUUUUUAAGGAAAGAGGAAAUAUUUAUUUUUGUAUCACAGAUAUUUAUAUAUUUAUGUGUUUGUACAUAGGUGUCUGUUUGAACUGUACAUACGCUGUGUGAAAAGAGACUAUCAAGACUUCCACCUCACUGAGUGUUAGACAGAAGAGAUGUUUGUCCUAAUGUGAAGAGAGAACCCGAGAUCCACCACGGCCCACUUCAGCACUUGAUGCGUUGAUGCUUCUCACCUCAUUCCUCACAGACAGCUUCACAGAAUGAGCCGCUCACAACGGUGCCACGCGGAGCUUCUGUCACUGGCGAGCUCACGCUGUUCAGCGAUGACACAUGUAUUGAUUGUUCCGUUCUUUACGGACCAUUGAUAACUGUAUGCAACAUUUUCUUCUAGUAAUGUUCAAGAGAUUCUAUGUGUAUAUAAAUAUAUUGUAUAGUUAUUUAUUUUGGAUAUUUUUUUUAUCACUGAAUGGGAGAGAUUCUGGAAAAUAUCUUUUACUCAGUCAUGGAUAAGCUGAACUUUAAUUCUCCUACCAAUUCUGUGUUUACACGUUUGCUGGUUACCAAAUGACUGCCAGAUGGGGGCGCUGUGACGGGCGUGUCAGUAUUAUGUUUUACCCCUCUGGCGGCUCACUUUUAAAAGUAUUAGUCCACACGAGACGUUUGCCAUCGAAAUGAAGGAGAUCCUGAAUCCAAACUCCCGCUUCCUCCCCACCCCCCAAGUGUGGCCGGUCUGUGGCCGCACACGCUGGAGCACUAUUGCAUGUAAAUAAAAGCUUAUA